Eutrema salsugineum is the source of this 1899-nucleotide messenger RNA. RefSeq names its product E3 ubiquitin-protein ligase RGLG1. The transcript is spliced from 11 exons. Gene Ontology annotation, molecular function: ubiquitin protein ligase activity. The record is from RefSeq and is a predicted model, not a curated record. Gene Ontology annotation, biological process: protein K63-linked ubiquitination. Bases 283 to 1701 code for a protein of 472 amino acids. NCBI's taxonomy places the organism in Eukaryota, Viridiplantae, Streptophyta, Magnoliopsida, Brassicales, Brassicaceae.
UUGAAACGUGAAAGCAAAACAAUAAACAACAGAAAAAGGUUAGAUUGCUUUUCGAACAAAAGGGAAAAAAAUUAGGCGAAAUGUAUUUUCCAUUUGUGAUUCAAUCCACCAUUGAAGAUCCCUUGACCUGUUGACAACAACAACAAAGCAAAGAUCCCUUUGCUGAUCUUGUCAAGGCUUUUGUGAAUAGUCUUCUCGUUUCUUCUUCUUCUUCGUCGUCGUCUAGUUGACACAUAAAAAAGGUAUUGAUAUAUUUUUUGCUUACAAUCUGAAUAAAGUUUGAUGGGAGGAAAUAAUUCGAAAGAAGAAUGGAGGCAAGAGCCGUCAUCAUCAUCAUCAUCAACAACAUCAUCAACAUCAUGGGCUUCUCAUCAAAGUUAUCCUCAAUAUGGACCAGAUAGCUACAACUAUCCUCCUGCACCUACUUAUGCUCCUGCUCCGGCUCCAGCUCCUGUUCCGGCUCCAACUCCAGCUCCGGCUACGGCUCCGGCUUCAGCUCCGAGUUUUGGCCACCAUCUUCAGCCGCCGUAUAGCCAAGAGGGCUAUGCGUAUCCUUAUCCUCCUCCACAGGCUUCACAAAGUCAUGGUAGUGACGGGAAGAAAUUUGAUCGGAGGUAUUCCAAAAUAUCUGAUAAUUACGCGUCUUUAGAUCAGGUGUCGGAGGCUCUAGGGCGUGCAGGUCUUGAAUCUUCGAAUUUAAUUGUUGGUAUUGAUUUCACCAAGAGCAAUGAAUGGACAGGUGCCAAUUCUUUCAAUAGGAAAAGUUUGCAUCAUAUAAGCAAUACUCUAAAUCCUUACGAACAAGCAAUAACUAUCAUAGGAAGAACUUUAGCCGCCUUUGACGAGGAUAACCUAAUUCCUUGCUAUGGUUUUGGAGACGCAUCAACUCAUGAUCAAGACGUGUUUAGUUUCUAUCCAGAGGGUAGAUUCUGUAAUGGAUUUGAGGAAGUACUAGCUCGCUAUAGAGAAAUUGUACCUCAGCUUAAGCUCGCAGGACCGACUUCUUUUGCCCCCAUUAUUGAAAUGGCCAUGACAGUGGUUGAGCAGAGUAGUGGCCAAUAUCAUGUGUUAGUGAUUAUAGCCGAUGGACAGGUUACAAGAAGCGUCGAUACGGAACAUGGGCAGUUAAGUCCGCAGGAACAGAAGACUGUCGAUGCAAUUGUGAAAGCAAGUACACUUCCUUUGUCAAUAGUCUUAGUUGGGGUCGGAGACGGACCAUGGGACAUGAUGCAGGAAUUUGAUGAUAACAUACCGGCCCGAGCUUUUGAUAAUUUCCAAUUUGUGAACUUCACGGAGAUCAUGUCAAAAAACAAAGAGCAGUCUCGAAAGGAGACAGAGUUUGCACUCUCUGCUCUCAUGGAGAUUCCUCCACAGUACAAAGCGACGAUAGAGCUUAACCUUUUAGGGCAAAGAAAUGGAACUAUCCCAGAGAGAAUCCCACUUCCACCUCCGGGGCAGUGCGGAGCAACAUUCUUCAACCCGUCAAAAACUUCUCGAAUACCGAGCUUUGAACCGAGUGUACCUACUUAUCCGAUUGAAAGCAAGCAUAUGGACGAGAACCAGUUGUGUCCGAUAUGUCUGAGCAAUCCCAAAAACAUGGCGUUUGGUUGCGGCCAUCAGACAUGUUGUGAAUGCGGACCAGAUCUUAAGGUGUGUCCGAUUUGUCGUGCACCCAUCCAGACCAGAAUUAAGCUCUACUAAUUGCCCAGUGUACAAUCCAUCUUCUCCCGAGAGAAUUCAGAUCUUUCUGUACAAAAAAUAAACCAAAGUGUUCUUUUGUUCUUUGAUUGAUUUCCGAAACUUAGCUCGUUCCCAAAUUUCUUGACUUCUUUAGUUGUUUUGCUUGGAUUGUAAUAAACUAAUAAUAAGGGUACAUUAUAUUAUAUGGUUUUCUCUUGA